This is a messenger RNA of Drosophila gunungcola (fruit fly), 2791 nucleotides long. RefSeq lists its product as uncharacterized. Gene Ontology annotation, cellular component: chitin-based extracellular matrix. The record is from RefSeq and is a predicted model, not a curated record. Gene Ontology annotation, molecular function: structural constituent of chitin-based larval cuticle. The transcript has 4 exons. Lineage: Eukaryota; Metazoa; Arthropoda; Insecta; Diptera; Drosophilidae. Bases 368 to 1747 code for a protein of 459 amino acids.
CCAGCCAGUCGACCAGACACACGAGCGCGAGUUUAAAAAACUGAAACUCAAAACCGCAAACUCAAAAGCGAUCAAAAAGCAUAUUGCUGCAACGAGCGUGGGCUGCAAUCGCAAGUGUUAAAAAAAAAAUAAUAUUAAAUAUCCAAAUAAAACACCAGCUGGAGCUGGAAAUAAUUGAAAGCCUCGCUGGGCUAAUUGCCAAUAAUGAAGAUUGCCAAAAUUGGCAACCCCUGAGCGAGAUAUAAUUUGGAAAAUCUUGUGCGUGUGUACAGAGCCGUGAAAAGCCAACGGCAGAUAAAUUGCAAAUUAAAUCGGAAAAAUAUUAAAAAACACAAAAACACCAAAAGAAAAACACCGGGAAAUCACAAUGAAAUCGUGGCUGCUGGCUCUGGUGGCCCUGGCAGCGGCUGUUUCUGGCAGCCAGACUCCAAGUGCGAAUCAAUACCACAUCCAGACGGACGAGGGGCCGGAGCGGUACUUCCGCUUCCAAACGGACAGCGGUCAGUUCCGCAAGGAGAAGCGGCUGCAGGAUGGCACUGUCAUCGGCACUGAGGCCUGGAUCGAUGCAGCGGGCUAUCUGCGCCAGAAGGACUACAUAGCCGACAAGGAGGGAUACAGGAUACUCAAGUCCAAGACCAUUUAUGUGGGCCUUGGAAGAGCUGUUGAGGAUGCCAUUAAAUCCACCAAGGCGGCACCUGCGCAAUCGGGCGUCUUGGUCCAUGGCGGCUCAUCAGGAUCUUCGGCCAACAGUUUGGGCAGCUAUCAGCGUCCCAACUAUGGCUACAUAUCCAGCACCACCUCCACCACCACACCCGCUCCCGUAAAGCCGUCUCUUCUGGACAUUGUGGACUCGGGCGUGGGAAAACUGAAUUACUUGCCACCCGAAGAAGCUGCCAAAAUUGAGCCGCAAUCACAACUCGGAUUCGAUCACUAUCCGGAUGAAUUGCCUCGGGCCAGCGGUCAGCUUUCGUCGCCACUGCCAGCCACGCCCCUUAAUCCGCUGGUGGAUAUUCACCCCAAUGCUGAGCCUGUCCAGGAUUUCGAACUGAAUGCCAUCAAUGUGUACGAUGCCGAGGCGGAUCGCUCUUUUGGCCAUGGACAGUUUGGUUCGGUUAUAAGUUCCACCACGGCCAGACCACCUUCGCUGGACAUGCUGCCUCCCUUGAGUGCCCACAGGCGACGCCUGCGUCCGCGUCCCACACCUGCUCCCAUAGCCAUUGUUUCCAGUACCCCAGCACCCAUUUCUGGAGGGGAUUUAUAUGGCUACUCCUCGCCGCAGCCCUUUGCCGCCCCUGCCCCCUAUCAGUUUGCCCCGCCGGCCAGUUCCUCCAGCACCGGAUACGGAUACUAUCCUCCGCCGCAGUCGCCACUGGAGGUCAACUCGCUGGAGGCGGCUCUGCUCCCGCCCCUGCCCUCCGCCCACGGCUACCGAAGGCGCCUCCGGCCAAGGCCAGUCCAGAGCAACCACCUGGAGGGAUUGGCCGCCACCGAGUACGAUGGCGUGGGCACCACGCGCAAUGGCUUCCGCUACGUGCUGCCUAAGCAGUAUCACGAGGAGGAGACCAAUCCGGCGGAUGGCAAGCGGGCGGGCAGCUUCGGCUACGUGGAUCCCUUCGGCAUCCGGCGGGUGGUCUACUACAAUGCAUCUCCUGGGCGGGGAUUCGUCCAUCGGAACAACAACCAGUUUGUGGGCGCCAAUGGAGCGCCCUACGAUGCUCCGGGUCCAGCGCAGCUGGUCAACGAAUAGAGAUUAGGGAACAGGAUCAUUGAUGGAGGUUAGUGUGGGUCGAUCUCUGGGGCGAACAGUUUUGGGGAUCAAACAAUCUGAAGAUCUAGGGAAAUUACCUUUGGAAUCUUUAGGUUUAAUAUGAUUUACUUUAUCGAAUUAUUAGAAACUGAAAACAUUGAAAUAUUCAUUCCAGUCUUUCAAAAAGCUAAUUAUUUUAAAUGCAUGUAAAUAUUUAAUAUUUAUUAGAAAUUCCUGAUGUUUUGAGAUAGUGUAAUUAUUAAACUUAGGGUUUCGUUUACUUUUUAGCAGUUAAUUAAAAAUUGAACCAAUUAAAAUAACCAUUGAAAUCUUAAAGGCAAUGAAAUGAUGUUCAAGAUGUAAUAUUUAAAGUGGUUGUAAAUAUUCAACAUUAAUUAGAAUUUUUUUAUUCUCUGAGUUGUACCAAUAUUCUUUUUAGAAACAUUAUUACAAAAUUUUAAUAUAAAUAUAUAUUAGUGGUUUCACAUAAUUUUAACAAUUUAUUAGAAAUUGAAGAAAUUACGAAAAAGCUAUGAAAUCUUUUAAGACAAUGUGUCAGCGGCAAUGAAAUGACAUCGGAAAUUAUUAUUUAUUUUUUUAAAUGUAUGUGAAUAUUUCGUGUUCAUAAACAAUCAAAGAUGUUUUUAAUACAAGACCUAUAGUUUCAUUAGAAAAGCUACUAGAACUACUCAAAAGAUCUGUUAGAACUUGAUCAGCUGUAGACCAGAGAUCGACCCAUGCUAAUGCAGGUGCUGCACUUAACCCGACUCCCGACUCACUCAAUGAGGCACCAAAACUAACCGUAGAACCUCAGCCAGGGGGAAGUCCCCCUCUUACGAUUAACCUGUACAUAUCACCACGCUUAAAGCUUAACCUUCUCAAGGACCCACUUCUACCCUUUCUUUUCUGCACGCACACACAAAGAAAACGACAUCUGUGUUAAUUAAUUUAAUGCUUAAUCACAACUAAAUGUAACAUUAUUUAUAAAUCGAAACUAUGUGCAAUUAGCGCUUAGCAUAGGUAUUUUAGGGGUACUCACUGCCA